This is a messenger RNA of Penicillium diatomitis, 8250 nucleotides long. Its product is annotated as acetyl-CoA synthetase-like protein. Gene Ontology annotation, biological process: amino acid activation for nonribosomal peptide biosynthetic process; secondary metabolite biosynthetic process. Lineage: Eukaryota; Fungi; Ascomycota; Eurotiomycetes; Eurotiales; Aspergillaceae. Bases 1 to 8250 code for a protein of 2749 amino acids. The record is from RefSeq and is a predicted model, not a curated record. Gene Ontology annotation, cellular component: cytoplasm. Gene Ontology annotation, molecular function: phosphopantetheine binding; catalytic activity. The transcript is spliced from 3 exons.
AUGAGUGAGGCCACCGUCACUCUACCUUGGCAGAAAGCCACUCCGGGUCACGAUCUCGCAGAGUGCUCCCUCUAUGCGGCGUGGGUGAUUCUUGCAGCCUCCUAUGCGGAUCAGUCCAGCAUUCGCUUCGCAGUACAGAGGCAUGCCCCGCAACAUCAGCAAAAGAGAAUGCGUCCCGUCCCGGAUGAGAUGACUUAUGAGAUUGAUUGGGACCAUACUGUCCCACAGGCCCUGGAGAAUCUGAGACGGAGCCUUGCCACCUUAUCUGGUGAUGCAGCCGGAGAUGACGAGCCAGUCUCGUCCGCGGCCUUGUCGGAUCAACAGCGUAUCGCUCCAUUCCAAUUCGUGCUCUUCCACGAGGCCGAGCCGGGCGAGGAGCUGGGGACCGGGCGUCCGAGCUGCAUGAGCGCUGCGGCUCAUGGCCGGUAUGCCCUGAUCGUCCGGUGGCAGAAGCAGACCACAGGAGUCAAAGUGCAGGUCUAUGCCCGGAUCGGUCUGGGAGGGACUUUGCGAGCCCGCCGGCUGGCCUCCCAGCUGCAACACAUUCAUGCACAACUGCUCGCGCCGGCAUCAAUGGGUCGGCAGCUGGCGGAGCUAGACACUGCUAGUGAGGAGGACCUCCACCAGAUUUGGACCUGGAACGCCGAUGUCCCCAGGGCUCAUGACAAGCUAAUUCACGAAUUAUUCGACCAGAGAGCCAUAGCCGCUCCCACCAUGUCCGCUAUCUGCGCCUGGGAUGGGGAGUUCUCAUACGAGGAGCUCCGCAUGCACUCGAACCGACUAGCCAGGGAGCUCGUCGCCCGGGGAGUGGGAUCUGGGGAUGCAAUUCCACUCUGUAUAGAGAAGUCGCGCUGGAUGCCAGUGGCCAUGUUGGCGGUGAUGAAGGCCGGUGCGGCGUGUGUGGCACUGGACGUCGACCAGCCCUGGGAACGACUGCGAGUGAUCGUGGAUCGCGUCACCCCGAGUGGUGGACGUGGCGCACACACGAGGGACCACUCCAGCCACCGCCGACGGACCCCUCCCCCGGGGAGCCCAUCAGAUGCUGCCUAUAUCACAUUCACCUCGGGAAGCACGGGCGUCCCCAAAGGGGCCAUCAUCAGCCAUGGCAAUGUGAGUAGCGGGAUCUAUCUUCAGGCGGCCAAACUAAAUUUUACUGAGUCGUCGCGCGUGUUUGACCUCGCCCCCUAUUGCUUCGACCUCGCCUGGUCGAAUAUGCUGCAUUGCUUGUGUAUGGGCGGAUGCCUGUGUGUCCCCCGUCUUCAGGACUGCCAGGCGGACCUUUCGGGCACCAUCCAGCGCUUUGGGGCCAACAUGAUGAACAUCACCACCUCCGCGCUGCGUCUAGUGCACCCAGACACGGCUGGGCUCCAUACGAUUCUCCUUUGUGGCGAACCUGCGGAUGAGGACGUGGUGAGUACCUGGGCAUCCCGGGUGCAGCUCUUCAAUACGUAUGGCUCCGCCGAAUGUCCCUCCAAAGGCGCCUUCACCCAUGUGCCGGCGAGCCAGCAGGGUAAACCCCCGAUUGGAAAGGGUCUUGCCACCAACACCUGGGUGGUUAACCAUCGGAACGGUGCCGGUCUCUGCGGCAUCGGCAUGAUCGGGGAACUGUGGGUGGAAGGCCCGAUCGUCGGGCAAGGACUUUACCGGACCGGCGAUCUGGUUCACUAUCGAGACGAUGGGUCCCUGGAAUUCGUUGGGCGCAAAGACCAGAUGGUCAAGAUUCGCGGCCAACGGGUGGAAUUGGGCGAGGUUGAGAACGGUAUCCGGCAGUAUUUCUCCACGUCGACCCUGAACAACAUCAACGAGGUGGUGGUGGAGGUCAUUCUCCCUGCUCAGGGCGAGCGUCCGCUCUUGGUGGCACACCUGGGCAUAGGUGAAGGACGCACGGAUGCGCUGGGACCGGUCAUUGACGAUCUGAAGGCGUGGCUGGUCGGGCAUUUGCCGCACUAUAUGGUUCCGUCUCUCUUUCUCCCCCUCCAAUAUUUGCCCCGAACCGCCACUGGCAAGAUAGAUCGUCGCAAGUUGCGCGAGACCGGCAGCGGCUGGAAGCUUCUCGAAUUAGGCGCCCUGGACCCCAGGUUUAAGACGGUCAAACAGAACCCUGAAACGGAGAUGGAAAAUUGCCUGCGAGAACUGUGGUCCAUUGUGCUGGGUGUGGAGGUGACUUCAAUCAGUACGAGCGACAACUUUUUCUUGCUCGGCGGAGACUCUAUCACCGCGAUUCGCCUGGUCAGCGCUGCUCGCCACCGGAACUUGGCAUUGACCGUCGAGGACAUUUUCCGCUACCCCGAGAUGCGGGAAUUGGCUAAGCAGAUCGGGAUCAAGGAUGCCCAUGAGGCUCUUUCAGAAUCGAGCAUCCUGCCGUUCUCUCUGUUGCCUCGGAAGUCCCCAUCACAUCGGCAGGUGGCCCAAGACUGCGCCACCGCGUGUAGAGUGAGGGUCGAGUCGAUCGAGGAUAUUCUCCCGUGUACGCCGACUCAGGAAGCUUUCAUGGCGGUGACGGCGCAGUCUGACAAUGUGAGUGCGUUGAACCCAUAUAUCUUUGCGCUCCCCGCCCUGGUCGAGCGACAAGCGUUCAUAGCCACCCUGAAAGCGGUCGUCAACGACCUGCCCAUCUUGCGGACCCGCAUCGUCGAUGUUCCAGGGAGAGGCUUGGUGCAGGUGGUGAUCAAGGAGCGUGGUGACAUUGUGAGAGCGGACACCAUAUCUGGCUGUCUCGAGCAGCUCGGCCACCAGUCUAAGGGAGGUCUGGGAGAGCCCUUGAGUCUCUUCGGUGUCAUCACGGAAGGGCAGACUGCGCAUCUGCUUCUGUCCAUGCAUCACGCAGUCUAUGAUGGGUGGUCUCUAUCCUUGAUCCUCGAUCAGGUGCAGGCCACAUAUCGAGGACACGGGAAGAACGACCUCCGGUCAAUGAAGACGCUUCUGUACCACCGAGAUCUGAUUGAUCAUCAGAACGCCGAACAAUUCUGGCGAUCCCAACUCCGCGACUGUCAACCUCCACCCUUCCCUUUCAUGCCCGUGAUCACCGGUCAGCGCCCGAUUUCGAAGAACCGAUUCGUCCAUGAGAUUAAGCAUCUCUCCUGGCCAGCGGGCGGAGUCACGGCAGCAACAAUGAUUCGGACCGCCUGGGCGCUGCUAAUAUCUCGCUAUACUGGCUCCGAUGAUGUUGUUUUUGCCGCAGUCGUGAGCGGGCGCCAGGUGCCUAUCCCAGCAGUUGAGACGAUUGCGGGACCCACGGUGGCGACAGUUCCGGUGCGAGUCCAGAUAAACCCCGACGAUUCGGUUCACAGCCUGCUCAGCCAGCUUCAGCAGCAAGGAGUGGAUAUGGUGGCCUUUGAGCUGACGGGAAUUCCCAAUAUCACACGCGCAGCAGUGGGAGUGGACCUCGCUCGCGUCAUGGAGACCAUGCUGGUGAUUCAACCCCGGGAGAGUCAGCCCGGAAGCUUUUUUAAGGCGGAGGACAAGAAGCAGCUUCCUGACCGAGACGAAUUGGCCGCGUUCAAUACCUUUGCUCUCAUGCUUGAGACCCAUUAUCAAGGCACAGAGGCCUUGUCUACCUGCUUCCGGUUUGACGAUCGCAUCAUCAACGCGGAGCAGGUCCGUUUGCUGGCCGCGCACUUCGAGCGGCUUCUUCGUCAGAUCAGUGCCGCAGACGUGAGCAACCGCAUCAGAGACCUCGACUGUCUGAGCGAGCUAGAUUCGCGACUGAUCUGGAAGUGGAAUGCACGGGUACCAAGCGCGGUGAAUGAGGUGGUCCAUGUUCUGAUCGACCGAACGACGGACGGUCUGGAGGCGGAAGCGGUCUGCGCGUGGGACGGAUCCGUCACGUAUGCGGAGCUCCGACUCUGGUCCAACACACUGGCGCUUGCGCUGGGUCAGUGGCAGGUGGGAGUCGAGACGCCCGUCGUACUCUGUCUGGAAAAAUCGAAGUGGAUGCCUGUUGCAAUGCUGGGGGUCAUGAAGGCUGGGGGCGUGGCGGUUGCUCUGGACAUCACCCAACCGAAGGAACGUCUUGCGACAAUUGUGCGUCAGGUCCGACCUCGACUGAUUGUCACGUCUGAGACAGCGGAAUGUCUGGCCAGGGAUCUUCUACCAGAAUCUCCACCACUGGUAGUCUCCAAGCAUGUAAUGGUUGCUGGUGGCUCCGCCCCGGUUCGCAGUCCUCGGGUACAGGUAACGCCCUCCAAUCGGCUCUUCAUCGUGUUCACCUCAGGCACGACCGGCACCCCGAAGGGAGUCAUGAUCACACACUCCAACUUCAGUAGUGCCAUGGAACAUCACAGGGUGAUGACCGGUCUCAACCAACACUCGCGAGUGUUUGACUUUGCCUCCCAUUCUUUUGACGGAGCCUGGGUCAACGUACUCGAGACCCUGCACGCGGGAGGCUGUGUAUGCAUCCCAUCCGAGGAUGAGCGGCGGAAUGAUCUCGCAGGCGCCAUCCAACGCCUACGAGCCAAUUUCACCUACCUACCCCCGUCAUUGCUGCGUUACCUGGAUCCGUCUGAUGUCCCGACUCUUGAGACGGUGUAUAUGGUGGGCGAGGCGGUGCCUAAGGAUCUGCGGGACCGGUGGAUGGAGUCUUGCCAUGUGGGUGUGGCAUAUGGCCCGGCGGAAUGUACCGUUACCUGCACUAUGACAAACUGGCGGCAUGGUCAUAGUACCUCCUCGGAUAUUGGGGUCGGAGUCGGCGUCAAUACCUGGGUCGUCGACACUCGGAGCCCAGCAAUGGGGCUUGCGCCUGUCGGGGCAGUGGGUGAGCUAUGGCUGGAAGGGCCUUUGGUCGGGCCAGGGUAUCUCGACAAUCCGGCCGCAAAUGCAACGGCUUUCGUUAAGGACCCCAUGUGGUUACGGCAAGGCCACGCGAGUGGCCGGGGUCGAACUGGCAGACUUUAUCGUACUGGCGACUUGGUUCGAUAUCACCACGAUGGGUCGCUCCGCUUUGUCGGGCGGAUGGAUACCCAGGUUAAGCUGCGUGGGCAGCGUAUCGAGCUCCAGGAAGUGGAGCACUCCUUCCGAUCAAAUUUGCGUGCUCCAGACCACGCUCUGCGGUUGGCUGCAGAGGUCAUCGUGCCCAUGGGCACAACGACGCCUACUCUCGUAAUCUUCCUGGAGAUGACUGAAUCCAAACUCGGUGCCGAGAAGACAACCGGGUUUUCUAGUCAUCUCGAGAGGGGUUUGGAGGGAAUCGAGGAGAAGCUGCAGAACAAGCUUCCUCACUACAUGAUUCCAUCCGCGUAUGUGGCGAUCGAUAAGCUGCCUCUUACAUCAACGGGGAAAUUGGAUCGCCGCAGAAUCAAGGAACUGGGGGCCCAAUGCACUCGGAAGGACCUCAGACCGUUGACACAGCCUCAAUCUCCAAUGGAAAGUCAAUCUCCCCUCAGUUCGACGGAGGAAACCUUGCAAAGAAUUUGGAGUCAGGUGCUCAAUGUUCCCGCGCAGGAUAUAUCUCGGGUGUUCUCCUUCAGUCGCCACGGGGGAGAUUCCAUUACUGCUAUGCAGGUAGUUUCCCGCUGCCGGGCACAUUCAAUUACACUCUCUGUCAGUCAGCUCCUCAGCGGACAAACCAUCCAACGGAUUGCGUCGGAAUCAAAAUUCGAAGCGAAGGAUCUUCAAGAUGGGGUAAAAUGUGAGCCAUUGAGUCAUGAUGCAUUCGGACUAUCUCCGAUCCAGCAGAUGCAUUUUCAGAUAUAUCCUAACGGUCUGCACCACUAUAACCAAGCAUUCCUGCUCCGACUCCGGAUCAGAGUCGAGACAGAAAGAUUUCGGCUCUCCGUAACCGACAUCGUCCGCCGUCAUGAAAUGCUCCGGGCCCGGUUCCGGAAGACUGGUGCUGGCACUUGGGAGCAGUAUAUUGCGGAAAUGGCUGAAACCGCUUUUCGGUUUACCUUCCAUAUCGUCAUGACCCGGGACGAUAUGCAAGCUUUGGCGCGAGCGGAGCAAGAAUUCCUGGAUAUCGGUCGAGGCCCUGUGUUUGCUGUAGCGCUUUUCACGAGCGCUGAGGAUGACACGCAGUACGUGCUUUUCACUGCGCAUCAUCUCGUCGUGGACCUUGUUUCCUGGAGGAUUCUCUGGUAUGACCUAGAGCAGAUCCUCCUCACUGGGUUCAUGGGUCCUGCACCGACUACAUCAUUUCAGUUCUGGUGCAGUCACCAGCACAAGCAGGUGGAGCGUCUGCUUGCACAGGAUGUGUUGCUUCAUGAUGUCAGGCGUCCGGAGCUCGAAUACUGGGGUUUGCCGAUGGAGGACAACCUCGAAGCGGGCUUUGUGGCGGAGGAACGACGCAUUGACAUUGGUAUCACUUCCACUUUAUUUCAAAAGGAUUCCCAUCAUGCAGACCAUAUUGCUCCUGUAGAUAUUAUUCUUGGGGCGAUUCUGUACGCAUUCCAGGCAUCCUUUCCUGAUCGAUCGGUUCCAACUGUCUUCUUUGAAGGUCACGGUCGAGAGCCGUUACUGGGCACCGACGCUGCCGCUGGGCUGGAUCCCAGCUCGACAGUCGGUUGGUUCACCACAGUGCAUCCCCUGCGGAUCUCCAUGCAACCGACGACACCGCUCUUGGAGGUAAUCCGCCGCAUUCGAUGGGGCAGAGAUGCUGUGCUUGGUCGUGGACAACCAUAUUUCUCAUACUGCUAUUCAGGGGCGUCGAGUGCAGAGACCAUCACUUUCCGUCCUCACGAAGGGGUCGAGCUCCUAUUCAACUACUCGGGAACGUAUCAACAGCUGGAAACCAGCCAGGGCAUCUUUGAGCGCGGUCCUGAGGAAGAAGUUCCCAAUCAAAUUGCGCCCAGUGCAAGGCGAUUGGGUCUUGUUGAGGCCAGCGCUCGAGUCCACCGGGGUCAGUUAGUCUUUACCGUCGAGCGCCACCGCCGACUUGACGACAGAAGGACCCAGUUUGUCCAAUGGAUGGAUGGCGUUGUAGACGCUCUCUCCGAUGCUGUCGGCCAAUUACGCCAGAUCAAUACGGUCCUUUUUGGCCUACACGUGUCCGAUCUCUCUGUUCUGGAACACUGUCUCCUGGCACACGGCCUUACAGUUAAUGACGUCGAGGCUGCAUAUCCUUGUACUUCGUUUCAAAAUCAUAUGCUGAAGGCUCAGUCCUCCCAGGAUCCGGCCAUAUACAGGAUAAUGCUCCAGCUGAAGGUGCAUCUCCACGGGGGUGACUCGCAACAUUCGUCGACCCAUUUGCGUAAUACCUGGAACACGAUCGUGGAUCGGAUGGAAACCCUACGAGUUCUAUUCUGGUCCGACUGUGGUCAGACGGCAUCCCAGCUCGUCCUGAAGCCUGCGGCCUUCCGUCUCUACCAGUCGACGAAGAAGCCCGGGCUCUUGGGAGAUUCGCACCGGUUGGAGAUCCAAGAGACAGAUUCCCAUCUCCUUGUCUCUCUCGAAAUCAACCAUGCAGUCGUAGAUCGGAUAUCGAUGAACCAGAUCAUCACUGAGUGGGAGGCAGCCUAUUACCAGGAUGCUCCCGCUGCCUCGUUGCCCGUCCACUUGCGUCCCGUGAUCCCGGAGAUAUUGCAUCUGGAACAACUGGAGAGGCCGGCUCUAUUCUGGCGUGAGGUGUUAAAGACUGCAGUGGGUCCAUUCACAGUUCCUGUCAAUGACCGUUGGGGCCGGCGUGCCCAAGAUGUACGAAUCCUGACCCUGCGUAUACCUCGAUUGGCCGAGAUCAAGAGGGUGGCACAAUCGCACGAUGCCACUGCUCCUUCCGUGUUCUAUGCUGCCCUGACAGUCAUGCUCUCUUCCCAGCUCGGUACACCAGAUGCCGGCUUCCUCACAGUCUCCUUGGGCCGUGGUCAACUUCCUCCCGGCUCGCAGGAUGUGGUAACCUCCUGUCUAACUCUUGUUCCCUGCAUCGUGACCCAUGUCCGCGGAAUGGCGGUGGCUCAGCUUCUGCAGGCCGUUCAUCAACACAUGUCCGCCGCAUCAGACCACGAGCGAGUUGACCUGAAGGCGCUUGAGGUGAGCUGGAAGGGCGAUGGACCGCUCUUCAACGUUUUGGUGAAUUAUCGCAAGUUCUCCGAGGCUGCUGUCGACCCCCGGCCUGUGCGGCCACGAUUCCAAGAACUGUGGUCUCGAGACUUGUGGGAUUUUGACCUCAUUCUGGGCGUCGAAGAACACGAGAAUGAUCUGGUUAUCUCGCUACAGUGGUAUGAUGGCCGCCUACACCGUGACCAGGUAGAGUCCUGGCUGGAAACCUUGCGUAACAACCUGCAUUUUCUCCUUGAGCAUCUCCUUCGGAAAGAACAAUAG